UUUAUUUAUUUUUUAAUAAAAAGAGCGAUUCAUUCUAAUUUCUGGCAUAAGGUAGAAUAUAAAGCGGGAACUGUAAAAGCAACACCAUUGGAACAGGUAGAUAAUGCUAGCAUCUUAUUGGUUAAAAUCAGUCACAUGGUAAUACUAUAUAAAUACAUUGUUGCCGGUACUAUUACCGCCAUUUCGUUCUAAUCCACGCACGGUUUCGUUUGCGCGUAGCUGCAUUCUACUAAUUUCCUUCUAAUUUGUAUAUUUAUUUAUUGAUAUACUUAAAUUUAAUAUAUUGCUUCAUAAUCUCAAGAAGCAUUAACUUAUUCUCAUCUAUUUAUUAAUUCUGCUAUUUAGCUAUAAACUAACUUAAUUUAAAAUGCCGGCUACUCGUUCUAGAACAAGCAGUGCUGAAGUUGCUGCCGAAGUUAAAGAAUCUCCAAAGAAGGAACUUAAAACUGAUGCGCCUGUCGAAGAAAGCCUUAAAGCAGACAAAAAGGUUGAAGAAGUUGAAAAAAAUGAUGUGAAAGCUGAAGCAGAUUCCAGCGAUUCUGUUGUUGAAAAAGAAGAAAAUGGAGAGGCUCAUGAUAAUUCCGAAGCAGAGGCUGUAGAGGAGGAAAAAGUAACAGAAAAUGGUGCUGCACCAGUAGAAGAAAAGGUGGAAGAAAAAGAAGCUGAAGAAAAGAAAGAAGAGGUUGUUGAAGAAACAAAAGAGGAAGAGAAGCCUGCCGAAGCUGAAAAACCAUCGGAAGAGGCAAAUGGUAAAGAGAAAAUGGAAGUUGCCUCAGAAGAAAAUGGAGUGAAACGAAAAGCAGAGGAUGAGAAAGACGCUGUUGAAACUAGUCCUAAAAAGAAGAAAUUAGAUGAAAAUGUUGAAAAAGAAGCUGAAAAGCCAAUUGAAGAAGCUGUGCCAGCUGUUGAAGCUAGUGCAUAAGCAGGUUAACAUUGUGUGUACAUUUUACAGUGUAAGUUUAUUUUGUAGAUGAAUCUGCUGAUUUUGGUUCAAGAAAAGCAUAUGCUUUGGGUUGUGCACAGUCUGAACUAUUUCACGAAUUUUCAAUUUAUGCAUUUAUUUUGCAAUCCUUUUUAUUAUAUUCCGUUUUGAUACAAUUUCUUCAGUGAUGUUUUUUUCAUACUGUCACAUUUCUCAUUAAUUUUUUUAACGUGUUAACUAAUUUUGUAAAAUAUGCCAGCAAGGAUAAUUUUUCACGUGGAACAAUGUCAUUUUCAUUUCAAUAUCAUCAUAUGUAUCAUUGUCUUCCGUCAUUUAGUAAUUAAAUAAUUCAUUGUUAAA
This is a messenger RNA of Parasteatoda tepidariorum (common house spider), 1282 nucleotides long. RefSeq lists its product as uncharacterized. The record is from RefSeq and is a predicted model, not a curated record. NCBI's taxonomy places the organism in Eukaryota, Metazoa, Arthropoda, Arachnida, Araneae, Theridiidae.